GUACUAACUACUUUAUCACCAUCAUAGCCUGUUCUUGCUACCAUGCCAAUAAGUCGCCUGCUCUGCAUAGGAUGUAGUAUUCACCCACUACUGAAGUACUGACGAGUGGUCUGGGACAAACCAAUGACCACGAGAGGAUCCACAAGGUACACUGAUACUGGUCGAUCAGCUUUUGUUGUUCCCUUCGAUACCCGCAGUGAGCUUCCUUGCGACGUCUUUGGUUAUGUCCGGCCGACUAUGCCCGUCGUCCCCGCCGGAGCCUUGAACAACCCGGAUGAUACCCAUCAUUCCCACUGUUCUAGUGAUUCAGAACACCCCCACCACUGUCACCCCUGGCAGGUACACCGUCUACUAUGGCCCUGUGAUCAACCCCUACUCAUUGACCUACUUCGACGCCUUGCCCAACUGUGUGGUCGUCGUCGACGGCAAGGGGAACAUCGCGCAUCUGAUAGAAAAGCUGGAUGUCACUAGUCUCGAGCUUCAGAAGGUACUACUCACGCAGAUCGGUCUUCUCGAUGGCACCUUCACACUGGUCAUACUGGAACCCGGAGAAUUCAUCAUGCCAGGUUUCGUCGAUACUCAUAUCCAUGCCUGUCAAUUUCCCAAUCUAGGCCUCGGGAGCGAAUGUGAGCUACUGGAUUGGCUCAAGUACUACACAUUCCCUACCGAAAAAAAGUUUGCCGACAAGGAUUACGCUGCUCGUGUCUAUCCCGGUGUCGUGGAGCGGGUGAUCGCUUCUGGCACUACGACGUCCUGCUACUAUGGCACUUUGCAUUCCGAUGCCACCAUGCUACUUGCCGACAUCGUCCGUAGUAAAGGUCAACGCGCUUUUGUCGGUAAAUGUAACAUGGACAGGGCGCCUCAAUGUCCUCCAGACUACAUAGAGCCGUCUGCUCAAGUUUCUCUGGAGACCACAAAACGCCUCGUGGAACAUAUCCAGAAUCUUCCUCAGUCCCCUGCAGGCGAGCCUCUAGUUCACCCGGUCAUCACUCCUCGUUUCGCUAUGUCGUGCACGGAGGAGCUCCUCAUCAAUCUUGGAAACUACGCCAAGACUAAUCCCCAUAUUGCGAUCCAGACGCAUAUAUCAGAGAACCAGCAAGAAGUCAAGGACACCUUGAAAUUGUUCCCCGAUUGCAAAACUUAUGCUGGCGUGUACGACAAGUAUAAGCUCCUCCGCUACAAUACCAUCCUAGGUCACGGUGUUUACUUGACGGACGAAGAGAUGAAGCUCAUAGCGGAGAAAGGUGCUGGGGUCGCCCAUUGUCCAGCGAGUAACUUCUACUUAGGCAGCGGCAUGGCAAGAGUGAGGAAGCUCUUGGAACACGGUAUAAAGGUCGGUCUUGGCACUGACGUUAGUGGUGGCAACGAUCCGUCCAUCCUCUACACCAUACAGAUGGCGAGCACUACAUCGAAGAUGGUUGCAAUUCUUCCGAACGAGGGAGGGAAGAAGUUUGACACCGCGAUGCUUCUGUAUCUAGCGACCUUGGGCGGGGCAGAAGUUUGCUGUCUACAAGAUCGCAUAGGAUCAUUCAAGGAAGGCAAAGCCUUUGAUGCGCUCCUUGUCAGCGUUCGUGACGACAGUGGUAACCCGGCGAUCUGGGGCUACAAUCCGGGUCGCGAUCUCAUUGGAGACGACACUCUAAAAAGUGCCGAAAAGAUGUUGAAAGAGUGGUUGGAACGCUUCUUCUUCUGUGGUGACCACAAGAACAUCAGGCAAGUUAUUGUUCAAGGAGCAGUUAUUGGAGGACAGGAAUUCCAGGGAUAAGCCUUCGUAUAGAUAAGGCCGGUAGCAGGUAAAUUCCAAUGGAUA
Pisolithus orientalis is the source of this 1810-nucleotide messenger RNA. RefSeq lists its product as uncharacterized. The transcript is spliced from 8 exons. Gene Ontology annotation, biological process: guanine catabolic process. The record is from RefSeq and is a predicted model, not a curated record. NCBI's taxonomy places the organism in Eukaryota, Fungi, Basidiomycota, Agaricomycetes, Boletales, Pisolithaceae. Bases 275 to 1765 code for a protein of 496 amino acids. Gene Ontology annotation, cellular component: cytosol. Gene Ontology annotation, molecular function: guanine deaminase activity; zinc ion binding.